AUGGCUUCGUUAAUUUUAACAUUCUCAUUUAUCUCAUUUGCAUGUGCAAUGGUUUAUUCCAAACACUUCAUUGGCGAAGAUAAUUAUAGCAAUAAAUGUAUUAUCAAAGAUGGUAAAUGCCAUUUUACUAUCAAAGACGUAGACAACAAAUUAACAUUCUUUAUUCCUGUCAUGGCAGCAAAUGCUAGCGGAUCUCUUCGAAAAUUUUGUAAUGUUAGCGACAAAAUGACCUGUGCAUUACCUCUAUUCUUCAAUGGAUCACAAAAAAUCUAUAUAAAGCACGAAAAUACAAUUGUACGCACUUUAAACGCACAUUACACUCACGGCCAGUUUGAAUGCUUUGGACCUGAUACAUGGGAUCGUAGAUUAUGCAGAUUUGCAAACUUAUCCUUCGCACACGAUAAGUUUUUCUUCUUCCCUCCAUAUGAUAUCAAAUGGGCUUCUCCAAUCAUGAUUGCUUCCUGCCGUGCUCUCCCGAUUGCACCAUGGGAAGGAUCUGUAUACAUGAAUAACUACAAAGGACCUCCAUAUGAAAACCUUUCUUACCGUCCAGGAAAAUAUAUGUAUAAUCACCCUGGAUAUCUUACAUAUUCAUUGUGGCACGGUAUGAUUGAACAGACAAUACCUUUAUGGCAGACAUGGUACACAUAUAUGAAUCGAGAUCCAGAUACUGUUUGGCUUGUCAAACGCGGACUUCUUCAAAGUGUCAGAUAUUCAGAUAUAGCAAUGUUUAUGAGUCCUGCGGAAGUUCUUGAAGAAUGGGCCACUUACGAAGAAGUUUUUAUGGGAAUGACAAAAGUAAUUGACACAAAAUGGCACAUUCCGAAAGAAAGAGAGAAAAAUCCGCCUAAAUAUCAGUUAGAAUGGUUUAACUUCGAAAAUAUUACAGAUUGGAAAGUUCUCAAACAAUUAUUUUGGAAAAGAUACAAUCCUCCAACAUUUCCACAAAAUAAGCCAUUAGUUUUAUUCAUUAGGAGAGCUUCUAAGCGUAAAAUAGUCAACCAACAAGAAGCAUACGAGAGAUUAGUCAAAGAAUUCCCUCAAGUCAAUAUAACGCUCAUAGAACCAGAAUGGUACGAAUACGAAGAGCAAAUGGGUCUGUUCGAAGCUGCUGAUGUAGUUAUAGCAGCCCAUGGAAUGGCCCUUUGCCAAGUUCUUUGGAUGAAACCAGGAAAAAGUGUCAUUGAAAUUUUCCCAUACGGAAUUGAAGCGAGAGACUGGUACAAAUACCUUUCAUUACUCAAUGGACUUCAUCACCAGUACUAUGCCCCAACGUUCAACCGCUUUGAGGAAGAGAACAAGAAGGAUAAAAGGUUAUGGGAAUGUAUGCAAGAAGAACCACUCAAAUAUGACUGUUUGGACAAAACCCUUUUCACUGAUGCAUGGGUUGAUAUAGACCAACUCGUUGUAAUGACUAGAAAAGCAUUAAUAGAUGCAGGUGUGAAAUUAUAA
This is a messenger RNA of Trichomonas vaginalis G3, 1452 nucleotides long. RefSeq names its product protein of unknown function, DUF563 family. Gene Ontology annotation, molecular function: glycosyltransferase activity. The transcript has a single exon. Lineage: Eukaryota; Parabasalia; Trichomonadida; Trichomonadidae. The coding region runs from base 1 to 1452 and encodes 483 amino acids. The record is from RefSeq and is a predicted model, not a curated record.